AUGUUCGGAGUAUUUCAUCUCCCCGAGUCAAAUCCCGCGCCUGUUCACUCGAUCACCCCACCUGAGGACAGACAUGAAUCACCGUUGGAUUUGCUCCGCCUCAAACGACCAAUGGAAACAAGACGCUAUCCGGAAAGAGGUUCCGCUGGCGAAUUCAUAUUAAUGCGUCAUCGAGGCAGACGGAAGCCGCGUAUUCUGUUCACUCAGGCACAAAUCUAUGAGUUGGAGCACCGAUUCAAACAACAACGGUAUCUCUCUAGUAACUCAUUACAUUAUCGAUUUAUGCAGGUGAAAAUUUGGUUCCAAAAUCGACGAUAUAAAGUGAAGCGACAAGCCCAAGACAAAAGUAUUGAAGAAGUCACCGCCUUGCAGCAUAGCGUGAACUGUGCAUCCAAUACGGAACAAUUUUCCUUUUCUGAUACACGAAUAAGUGGAGAUAAGAACUUGCCAACCACAAGUACCAAACAAGACAAACAUUCAUCCAGCUGGACUCAGUUUCUUACAUCUACCUACGGACCCGGUACAAGUAAACCCGAACCCUCGGGAAUGCAACAUUUUUCCAAUUGGCAAGAACGUUACAAUCCAUGCUCAAUGCCUUCAUUCUUUGGAGAACGAUGGUCUUUGACUGGAUCGAGCAGUUUACACCCAUGGUCACCAUUCACUACAUCUCCGACGCCGAUGCUCGAAACUGAGUCCGUUAUGCUGCCAACGAACUCCCCUCACUCCAGAGAAACAGCGGAUGCCAUAUCCGACCAACAAACAUCCUUGGACAACUCGUUGUGCGCGACAUGGGAGAACGGCUUCACACUGACCCGCAUUCAUGCUCUACAGACUGCUGCACACAAUCCACCAGUAGGUUACUCUCAACCAGACUGGAACUCAAAUCCGCAAGAUUCUUUAUAUAACCCCCAAUUCACCGGUCAAAAUCUGAUAGACUACUUGGCCAUGGCUGGAUGGAAAACGAAAUCACAAUGUCAAGCGGAAAAUCCCUACACACAAAAGUACUCCGCCAAUGAUGAUUUCGAUAUGGUAUCAGGCGCGCACAAAGAGAUUAAUGAACAUCCUUUCGCUAAUUUGACGCACACAUUUAAGACCAGUGAUAUUAACUGUUUAGAAGAUAACUCGUUCUGCAAUACAGUCAACCACCACAGCAUAACACCCAUUUAUCAGAAACUGAAUCACAGUAUGCAAUCUUGGACGUCCGGUUACGCAAACCCCGGUUAUGAUUAUUUUGGAUAUUUAAGUGGUGAAACUAAUUCACUCCAGAUGGCUCGCUCAAAACGAUGGGAUGAGCAAUUGAAUUGUAUACAUGUCCCACAUGCACAAGUGAUUCGCGCAGCGGAACCAAUUGACACUUCGAUCGACGCUCAUUGUUUGUAUAGUUCAUAUGAUUCUGUUCCAGAAGGGAUAGAAUCUUGUCCAGAACAGGUUGAGGAUGGAUAA
Echinostoma caproni is the source of this 1443-nucleotide messenger RNA. The record is from the annotation of a GenBank genome assembly. Lineage: Eukaryota; Metazoa; Platyhelminthes; Trematoda; Plagiorchiida; Echinostomatidae.